CCCGUGCGAGGGGGCUGGGUUAAAAAGAACCGUCAGAGCCAAUAGCGAGAAGUGCUCUGUGCAGCCUCCGCCUGUCCGAGGCGGCGCGGCAGGCGGUCGUGCCCUGCUGCCGGUGGAAGGCGGAUUAUGGCACAGGCUCAAGGUUUGGGAAAGAGAUACAUUAAAGCCUUUUUUAAAGGUUUCUUUGUUGCUGUUCCUGUAACUGUGACUUUCCUGGAUAGAGUUGCCUGUGUCGCAAGGGUGGAAGGAGCAUCAAUGCAGCCUUCUUUGAAUCCUGGGGGAAGACAAGCAUCUGAUGUAGUACUGUUAAACCACUGGAGCAUUAGAAAUUAUGAUGUACAGCGUGGGGACAUCGUGUCACUGGUGUCUCCUAGAAAUCCUGAACAGAAGAUCAUUAAACGAGUGAUUGCUCUUGAAGGAGACAUUAUCAAAACCAUUGGCUACAAGAAGAAGUAUGUGAAAGUUCCGCAUGGCCAUAUUUGGGUGGAAGGGGAUCACCAUGGGCACAGCUUUGACAGCAACGCUUUUGGUCCCGUCUCUCUUGGACUUCUCCACGCCCGAGCUACUCACAUUCUCUGGCCUCCACAUCGCUGGCAGAAGCUGCAGCCAGCGCUGCCUCCGGAGCGCAAGCCACUGCACAGAGAGCAGGAGUGACCCCCGGGCUCAGCCGGGAGAACACUGACACCAGCUCCAGCCAGAAGGAGCUGCAGUGCUUACACCGUGACCUGAGAGAGCUUCGCCAAGUGCUUUGACAUCAGUGUCAUAUCAACAAACACAUGGGACAUCUCAGUGUUACAAUGCCACCAGAAAUUCUUCGUGCUUCUUUUGUUUGUUUGUUCUAUUGUUUGGUGGGUUUUAAAAAUCUCCAACAUUAGGGUAUGGUAUAUUGAUUCAAUUUGAAAUAAUUGGUUGUAGAAGGACUGAAUGUUCAUUUUUUUUCUGGAAGCAGCAACAUGCUUGGCGUAUGUCUGUACUUGUGCUUCUCUGGACAAAAAACUAUUAAAACUUUCAAUAAACUAUUUUGAUCUUUUA
Messenger RNA from Prinia subflava (tawny-flanked prinia), 1032 nucleotides. It is a transcript of the gene IMMP2L, whose product is annotated as inner mitochondrial membrane peptidase subunit 2. The record is from RefSeq and is a predicted model, not a curated record. The coding region runs from base 127 to 654 and encodes 175 amino acids. The transcript has 6 exons. Gene Ontology annotation, molecular function: serine-type endopeptidase activity. Lineage: Eukaryota; Metazoa; Chordata; Aves; Passeriformes; Cisticolidae. Gene Ontology annotation, cellular component: mitochondrial inner membrane peptidase complex; membrane.